AUGUCGCAAGACAGUGAACCUCAGUUGUCGCAAGGUUCCCUUGCGCCUCCUGUAGAGUUUAACAUUCCAGCAAAUCAAGUUCAGCGGACAAACUUUGCUGCAUCUCCAGAUUUGGCGAAGACUGAAAGCCAUACAUCGGAGUCGGAGAAGAGCAAGUUACUUUCACCCCCUCCAUUGUCCUCAUCAGACAUGACCCCUCCGCCAUCAACGCAAGUACCAGGAGCUCCUCUUCGUCGCUCUCGGUCCCGAUCCCGAUCAAAUUCACUCUUGGAAUCCCAACCAAAUAUGGAAAAGUCGCUGUGCGCCGCAUAUGGGGCUUCCGAGAACCUGCCAACAGUCGAUGAUAUCAACGCAGCCAACGAGCCCCAACUUCGCGCCAUUUCCAAGGACUUGCUUAACAUAGCGCAAGAAGCUCGCAUGUCCUCUCUGCACUUCAAACUGCAACAUAGCCUGUUAUCAUUCUCAAGCAAUGAAGCGAUCAAACGCGCUGAGGUCGAGCACCAAUUGGCAAGACGUGAAGUUGAGAUUCUCCAGAGCUCAGAGUAUCGCAACCGUCAUGGCCCAGCCGAAAUUAAACCAUUGCAGCCAAUUUCCAAUGCGGAGCUGGAAUUGGCUCUCAGGAGAAAUCAAGAACUCGAGAGAAAUAAUGACAGUCUUGAUCGAAGACUGCGUCGCGCAAAGAGACUCAUCGAGCAAGAAAAAGUCAAAUCCGAUAUGCUCAACGAAGAAAACCAGCGAUUAAAGGGGCGCAUUCGAGACAAUCGGCAACAUUUCUCUUUGAUGAUUGAGCAAGGAUCUAUGUCUCUCAGUCCCCACGCAGAGCUCCACACUCCUCGCAGGAGAUCCAGUCGCCACAUUUUUGAUCACAGUAAUACGAGUAAUCAUUAUAGCAGCCACCAAUUGAGCAGGGAAGAAAGUGGCCUUGCGGCUCUUCUUGCUGCGGGCCAAUUUGCGGACCGAUUCUCCAACACUCAAGAAUCCGCGAGCGUUGCUUCCACUCCUGAUCAAAAUUUCACGCACUGUCAGCAUCCCAAUGGCGACAUUCAUGGUUCCAAUCAAGUGUUGUCUGUCCCUAGGACGCCUUCUCGCUCUCAGACAGCCCAUCAGCAGUACUUGACUCCAGUGGGAAACACCCGCCAAGAGCAGUAUGAUCGGGAUAGCACCAUCUCUGCCUCGGAUAUCGAAGAAGCGGAGACUGUACAGGGAGAAGAUGAUGAAAGAGAAGAAGAGGCCCAAGGUUCGCAGGCUAGCUCACUGGCAACAGAUAUGCUUCGCCGCAACGCUGGGAGCCAUCGUCAAGAGACUCGAAGUUCAGCCAAUGUCCCAAAGACCAGCACACUGUUGCAGACAAAACUAUUUGGCCAGGUGAAGAAAGCUAGAGCAGAGCCUGCUGUUAGUUUGAAACGCAAAGCAACUCACGAGGAAGAGCGAGGGGCGAUCAAGCACAACAACCAAAUCCUCAACCAGCACUUCCGCAAGGACUGGCAGCAGCGUGUGCGCGUCCACUUCGACCAGCCCGGUCGCAAGCACCGCAGACGUGAUGCCCGUCUCGCUAAGGCCGCCGCCGUCGCUCCCCGUCCGGUUGACCAGCUGCGUCCCGUUGUGAGAUGCCCUACCGUCAAGUACAACCGUCGUGUCCGGGGUGGUCGUGGUUUCACCCGUGCUGAGCUGAAGGAAGCUGGUAUCCCCGCCAAGCUCGCUCGCACCGUCGGUAUCGCCGUUGACAACCGCCGUGUCAACUACUCCAAGGAGUCGCUUGUCGCCAACGUCGACCGCCUUCAGGACUACAAGGCUCGCCUGAUCCUCUUCCCCCGCAAGAGCGGUCAGUUCAAGAAGCUCGACUCGUCCGCUGACGAGGUCAACGCCGCCAAGGCUGCUUUCGCCGCUGACGGCAAGACCGAGGGUUAUGCUACCAACGUUGGCGCUUCUUUCCCCGUCAAGAACCCCACCGCCGAGGAGGCCAUCACCGAGGUCAGCCGUGACAGCCUGCCCAAGGGUGAGGAGUCUGCUUACAGACGCUUGCGGGAUGCCCGCAGUGAGGCCCGUCUCCGGGGUACUCGGGAGAAGCGCGCCAAGGCUAAGGCUGAUGAGGCUGCUGCUGCCAAGAAAUAG
Molecule: messenger RNA, 2112 nt
Organism: Aspergillus ruber CBS 135680
Lineage: Eukaryota; Fungi; Ascomycota; Eurotiomycetes; Eurotiales; Aspergillaceae
Product: 60S ribosomal eL13 domain-containing protein
Exons: 5
Coding region: 1-2112 (703 amino acids)
Biological process (GO): translation
Cellular component (GO): ribosome; cytosolic large ribosomal subunit
Molecular function (GO): structural constituent of ribosome; RNA binding
Source: RefSeq, a predicted model, not a curated record